Messenger RNA from Pteropus alecto (black flying fox), 6146 nucleotides. RefSeq names its product calcium voltage-gated channel subunit alpha1 B (gene CACNA1B). The transcript has 43 exons. Gene Ontology annotation, biological process: chemical synaptic transmission; calcium ion import across plasma membrane. Gene Ontology annotation, cellular component: neuronal cell body; membrane; voltage-gated calcium channel complex. Bases 1 to 6105 code for a protein of 2034 amino acids. Gene Ontology annotation, molecular function: high voltage-gated calcium channel activity; calcium ion binding. NCBI's taxonomy places the organism in Eukaryota, Metazoa, Chordata, Mammalia, Chiroptera, Pteropodidae. The record is from RefSeq and is a predicted model, not a curated record.
AUGACGAUCCUGGCCACAGCUGGCACCGACUUCGACCUGCGAACGCUGCGUGCUGUGCGCGUGCUGAGGCCCCUGAAGCUGGUGUCCGGAAUCCCCAGUGAGUCUGGCAAAAGCAGUGGGGCUCGAGCCUGCCCGGAACACCACCCCCGGGCCCCCCCUGGCCACAGCCAGUUAGGCCUCCAACCAUUCCCAGCAUUCCCCACCCUUCCCUCCCAGGAUUGCCUGCUCUUAACUUCCAGAAUCUUCCGCUUUUCCCCCUCAGAAUUCUCUCAUCUUCCCUGUCAGGACUCUCUGCUCUUGCUCUGCCCUGAGCUCUCCAUAGAUCACAGAUCUCUCCAGCCCACACUGCUCUGGACUUUAUCCUCUGACCCCCCAGCACCCUGCUGCUCACCUUCUUUCCGACACUGCUCAGCCCCUUCCCCCCAAGACCCAGGGGUUUGUCCCCCAACUCGAGCACUCUCUGCUCUGCUCAUACGAGCACCAUUCUGUCCUCUGUUCCCUAAGACUUUGUGCUUCCCCCCAGGCCCUGCUCUGUCCCCUACUUUGAAGGUUCCCAGCUCUGUCCUUUGUCCCCUGAGUAUCACUGCGGGGCACCUUGCACAGGACUUUCAGCCCCGCCCAUGCCAGCUCCUGCUGCUCUUCUGCACUCCCAGGCCACUCCCGGUUCUGCCCACUCUGCUGUCUGACCUGCCCUGCUCUGCCCGCUCUGCCCCAGGUUUGCAGGUGGUGCUCAAGUCCAUCAUGAAGGCCAUGGUCCCACUCCUGCAGAUUGGGCUGCUCCUCUUCUUUGCCAUCCUCAUGUUCGCCAUCAUUGGCCUGGAGUUCUACAUGGGCAAAUUCCACAAGGCCUGUUUCCCCAACAGCACAGAUGCAGAUCCCACGGGUGACUUUCCCUGCGGCCCAGAGCCCCCCGCCCGGCUGUGUGAGGGCGACACCCAGUGCCGGGAGUACUGGCCAGGGCCCAACUUCGGGAUCACCAACUUCGACAACAUCCUGUUCUCCGUCCUGACGGUGUUCCAGUGCAUCACCAUGGAGGGCUGGACCGACAUCCUCUACAAUACAAAUGACGCGGCCGGCAACACGUGGAACUGGCUCUACUUCAUCCCUCUCAUCAUCAUCGGCUCCUUCUUCAUGCUUAACCUGGUGCUGGGCGUGCUCUCUGGCGAGUUUGCCAAGGAGCGCGAGCGGGUGGAGAACCGUCGGGCCUUCCUGAAGCUGCGCCGGCAGCAGCAGAUCGAGCGGGAGCUCAACGGGUACCUGGAGUGGAUCUUCAAGGCCGAGGAAGUCAUGUUGGCCGAGGAGGACAGGAACGCAGAGGAGAAGUCCCCUCUGGAUGUGCUGAAGAGAGCAGCCACCAAGAAGAGCCGGAACGACCUGAUCCACGCAGAGGAGGGCGAGGACCGCUUCGCAGACCUUUGUGCCGGGGGGUCCCCCUUUGCCCGUGCCGGUCUCAAGAGCGGGAAGACGGAGAGCUCAUCGUACUUCCGCCGGAAGGAGAAGAUGCUGCGGUUCCUGGUGCGGCGAGUGGUGAAGGCGCAGAGCUUCUACUGGGCAGUGCUGUGCGUGGUGGCGCUGAACACGCUGUGCGUGGCCAUGGUGCACCACAACCAGCCCCAGCGGCUCACCACGGCGCUGUACUUUGCAGAGUUUGUUUUCCUGGGUCUCUUCCUCACAGAGAUGUCCCUGAAGAUGUACGGCCUGGGGCCCCGGAGCUACUUCCGGUCUUCCUUCAACUGCUUCGACUUUGGGGUCAUCGUGGGGAGCAUUUUCGAAGUGGUCUGGGCUGCCAUCAAGCCAGGAACCUCCUUUGGGAUCAGUGUUCUGCGGGCACUCCGGUUGCUGAGGAUCUUCAAAGUCACAAAGUACUGGAACUCACUGCGGAACCUGGUGGUGUCCCUGCUCAACUCCAUGAAGUCCAUCAUCAGCCUGCUCUUCCUGCUCUUCCUGUUCAUCGUGGUCUUCGCCCUGCUGGGCAUGCAGCUGUUCGGGGGACAGUUCAACUUUAAAGAUGAGACGCCAACGACCAACUUUGACACCUUCCCCGCCGCCAUCCUCACCGUCUUCCAGAUCUUGACCGGGGAGGACUGGAAUGCCGUGAUGUACCACGGGAUCGAGUCGCAGGGCGGAGUCAGCAAAGGCAUGUUCUCGUCCUGCUAUUUCAUCGUCCUGACGCUGUUCGGAAACUACACCUUGCUGAACGUCUUCCUGGCCAUCGCUGUGGACAAUCUUGCCAACGCCCAGGAGCUGACCAAGGAUGAAGAGGAGAUGGAGGAGGCAGCCAACCAGAAGCUUGCCCUGCAGAAGGCCAAGGAGGUGGCUGAAGUCAGCCCCAUAUCAGCCGCCAACGUCUCCAUCGCUGCCAGGCAGCAGAACUCGGCCAAGGCGCGCUCGGUGUGGGAGCAGCGGGCCAGCCAGCUGCGGCUGCAGAACCUGCGGGCCAGCUGCGAGGCGCUGUACAGUGAGCUGGACCCCGAGGAGCGGCUGCGCUACGCCACCACGCGCCACCUGCGGCCCGACAUGAAGACGCACCUGGACGACGUGGAGAAGGAGGCAGAGGAGAAGGAGGGGGAGACCCAGGACAGGGACAGGGACAAGGAACUCCGGAACCACCAUCCUAAGGAGCCAUGCGGGGACCUGGGGGACAGCGGGGCGAUGGCCGUGGGCCCCGUGCACUCGCUGCCCAGCACCUGUCCGCAGAAGGCGGAGGAGCAGCCGGAGGACGCAGACAACCAGCGGAACGUCACUCGGAUGGGCAGCCAGCCCACAGACCCCGGUGCCCCUGCGCACGUCCCAGCGGUGCCGACCGGCCCCCCCGCCGAGGGCACAGUUGUCCCCAGUGGCAGCGUGGACCUGGAAAGCCAAGCAGAUGGGAGGAAGGAGGUGGAGGCUGAUGACGUGACGAGGAGUGGCCCCCGGCCCAUCGUCCCCUACAGCUCCAUGUUCUGUCUGAGCCCCACUGCCCUGCUCCGCCGUUGCUGCCACUACAUCGUGACCAUGAGGUACUUCGAGAUGGUCAUCCUUGUGGUCAUCGCCCUCAGCAGCAUCGCUCUGGCCGCAGAAGACCCUGUGCGGACAGACUCGCCCAGGAACAACGCCCUGAAAUACUUGGACUACAUCUUCACGGGUGUCUUCACCUUCGAGAUGGUGAUCAAGAUGAUCGAUCUGGGGCUGCUGCUGCACCCCGGGGCCUACUUCCGGGACCUGUGGAAUAUUCUGGACUUCAUUGUGGUCAGUGGGGCCCUGGUGGCGUUUGCCUUCUCAGGCUCCAAAGGGAAAGACAUCAACACCAUCAAGUCCUUGAGGGUCCUGCGUGUCCUGCGGCCGCUCAAGACCAUCAAGCGGCUGCCGAAGCUCAAGGCCGUGUUCGACUGCGUGGUGAACUCCCUGAGGAACGUGCUCAACAUCCUGGUCGUCUACGUGCUCUUCAUGUUCAUCUUCGCCGUCAUCGCCGUGCAGCUGUUCAAGGGCAAGUUCUUCUACUGCACGGACGAGUCCAAGGAGCGGGAGCGGGACUGCCGGGGCCAGUAUCUGGACUAUGAGAAGGAGGAAGUGGAGGCCCAGCCUCGGCAGUGGAAGAAGUACGACUUCCACUAUGACAACGUGCUCUGGGCACUGCUGACACUCUUCACCGUGUCCACGGGUGAAGGGUGGCCCAUGGUGCUGAAACACUCGGUGGAUGCCACGUACGAGGAGCAGGGCCCAAGCCCUGGGUACCGCAUGGAGCUGUCCAUCUUCUACGUGGUCUACUUCGUGGUCUUCCCCUUCUUCUUUGUCAACAUCUUCGUGGCCUUGAUCAUCAUCACCUUCCAGGAGCAGGGGGACAAGGUGAUGUCAGAAUGUAGCCUGGAGAAAAACGAGAGGGCUUGCAUCGACUUCGCCAUUAGCGCCAAACCCCUGACGCGGCACAUGCCGCGGGACAAGCAGUCACUGCAGUACAAGACGUGGACGUUCGUGGUGUCUCCGCCCUUCGAGUACUUCAUCAUGGCCAUGAUCGCCCUCAACACGCUGGUGCUGAUGAUGAAGUUCUACGGCGCACCCUACGAGUACGAGCUGCUGCUGAAGGGCCUGAACGUGGCCUUCACCUCCGUGUUCUCUAUGGAGUGCCUGCUGAAGAUCAUUGCGUUCGGGGUGCUGAACUACUUCAGAGACGCCUGGAAUGUGUUUGACUUUGUCACUGUGCUGGGAAGUAUUACUGAUAUUUUAGUGACAGAAAUUGCGAACAACUUCAUUAACCUGAGCUUCCUGCGCCUGUUCCGCGCGGCCCGGCUCAUCAAGCUGCUGCGCCAGGGCUACACCAUCCGCAUCCUGCUGUGGACCUUCGUGCAGUCCUUCAAGGCCCUGCCCUACGUGUGCCUGCUCAUUGCCAUGCUUUUCUUCAUCUACGCCAUCAUUGGCAUGCAGGUGUUCGGGAAUAUUGCCCUGGAUGACGACUCCAGCAUCAACAGACACAACAACUUCCGGACGUUUCUACAGGCCUUGAUGCUCCUGUUCAGGAGUGCCACCGGGGAGGCCUGGCACGAGAUCAUGCUGUCCUGCCUCAGCGACCGAGCCUGCGACGAGCAUGCCAGCGCUAGCGAGUGCGGCAGCGACUUCGCCUACUUCUACUUCGUGUCCUUCAUCUUCCUGUGCUCCUUCCUGAUGCUGAACCUGUUCGUGGCUGUGAUCAUGGACAACUUCGAGUACCUCACACGGGAUUCGUCCAUCCUGGGGCCGCACCACCUGGACGAGUUCAUCCGCGUCUGGGCCGAGUACGACCCGGCCGCGUGUGGGCGCAUCAGUUACAGUGACAUGUUUGAGAUGCUGAAGCACAUGUCCCCACCGCUGGGGCUGGGGAAGAAGUGCCCUGCUCGAGUUGCCUACAAGCGCCUGGUCCGCAUGAACAUGCCCAUCUCCAGUGAGGACAUGACCGUGCACUUCACGUCCACACUGAUGGCCCUCAUCCGGACCGCACUGGAGAUCAAGCUGGCUCCAGCCGGCACAACGCAGCAUCAGUGCGACGCAGAGCUGAGGAAGGAGAUCUCCUCCGUGUGGGCCAAUCUGCCCCAGAAGACUCUGGAUUUGCUGGUGCCACCCCAUAAACCCGACGAGGUGACGGUGGGGAAAGUCUACGCCGCCCUCAUGAUCUUCGACUUCUACAAACAGAGCAAAACCAGCAGGGACCAGACUCACCAAGCCCCGGGAGGCCUGACCCAGAUGGGUCCUGUGUCCCUGUUUCACCCUCUGAAGGCCACGCUGGAGCAGACACAGCCGGCUGUGCUCCGAGGGGCCCGGGUUUUCCUUCAGCAGAAGAGCUCGACCUCUCUCAGCAAUGGCGGGGCAGUACAAACCCAAGAGAGUGGUAUCAAGGAGUCUGUUUCCUGGGGCACCCAAAGGACCCAGGAUGUGCCCUGUGAGGCAAGGAGGCCCCUAGAGCGUGGCCACUCGACAGAGAUCCCCGUGGUGCAGCCCAGAAAACCAGCUGUGGAUGUCCAGAUGCAGAGCAUGACCCUGAGGGGCCCUGACGGGGAGCCCCAACCCGGGCUGGAGAGCCAGGGCCGUGCGGCCUCCAUGCCCCGCCUGGCAGCAGAGACACAGGGUGGUGGCUCGGCAAACGGGAGCCCCUUGCUGUCAGCAUCCGGUGCUAGCACCCCUGGCCGUGGCGGGCGGAGGCAGCUCCCCCAGACCCCACUGACACCGCGGCCCAGCGUCACCUACAAGACGGCCCACUCCUCACCUGUCCACUUCGGGGGGCCUCAGACCAGCCUCCCCGCCUUCUCCCCCGGCCGGCUCAGCCGAGGCCUUUCCGAACACAACGCCUUGCUCCAGAGAGACCCGCUCAGCCAGCCCCUGGCCCCCAGCUCUCGGACUGGCUCCGACCCUUACCUGGGGCAGCGUCCUGACGGUGAAGCCACGGCCCACACCCAGCCCGAGGACACGCUCACCUUCGAGGAGGCUGUGGCCACCAACUCAGGCCGCUCCUCCCGGACUUCCUACGUGUCCUCCCUGACGUCCCAGCCCCACCCGCCCCGGCGCGUGCCCAACGGGUACCACUGCACCCUGGGCCCGGGCCGCGGCAGUGGGGCGCGUCUCAGCGCCCGCCACCCCGACCGAGACCACUGGUGCUAGUGCACCGGGCCAGUGGAUGAGUUUUAUCAUCACGCUGGGAU